ACUUGGAAGGUAGAGAAAUGAUCACGCCUUUCAUUAGCAGGGAAUAGGUUGGUAUGCUCAACAGUUUUCUUGUAGUAUGUAGGCUGCAGUGGGCAGCUGAUUCCUGAACAGGCUUCAUUCUGUGACAGGUUGCUUAGGGAUUUUCGUGACACUGUCAUCCAAGUUGUGGCCAUCAUUCUUGGUUAUGUGUAUUAAUAUUAGGAGAACGCUGGAGACAAAUGUAGUGGUCACAGCUGUCUACUAAUUACCUGUAUCUAAACUCCUCACCUCGUUUGCAGUCUGUGCUUUGUGUGUAGUCAUUUGUUGUGACAGCUUUAUGAAGUGUGGGUGCUGGACAGGCAGACUGCUUCAGUACUUCUGUCCUUUGCCUUCACUGCAAUCAGCGUUCUUGAUAGUAAUAGAGAAAGUGUCCGACAGGCACGAAGCCAGGAUAGAAAUGUGGUUUAAUUAAUAACAAGGAUGGUUCUGUUUUCAUAGAAGCUGAUGAUCAGUGCAUACUGGAACUCUGUACCCAGGUUGAGUCAUUGCAUAUGGUUGUGCGAAAGUGUUGUUUGGUCCGGCAGAAAUCUUAUAGAUUGUUUUUAAGAACAGUGGAGGUAGCAAAUAAAUAUACUUCACUAUAUAGUGCGAUUACUUGUUAAAAUUUGUUUGGAAACGAUUGCUUUGUUGCUUAUCAACUCUUCAAGGCUGAACUGUGCAGCAUUUGACAUGGAAUUACUAUGUGAUAGGAAAACUCUGGGGAGCAGCCACGAGAAAGGCCAGCUUAGAGGAAAAGGGUGAAGCUUUAUUUCCAUGCAGGCUGCUCGGUGGCCGCUCUCAGAGCCCUGCAGAUUGCUGCACUGCAUGUAGUGAGCAUUACCAGUGCUGGAGGGCCCUGCUGGUGCAGCCCUUAAACAAAAGGAGGGCUGGGCUCUUGGUGUGCGGCGUGCUGGCUAUCGCUUAGUUCUGCUGCGUGACAGUCUCACUUGCACUGGCUGCCCAGCUUAGAAAAUGAAUGUUUGUUUGUUUGUUGUCCCUGGGAGUUCUUGCCCCGCGUUUCCUAUUGGAGCACAGGUGUGUUGUAUAUGGCUGCAGAUGUAUGCACGGGGAAAGGAAAGUACAAAUAGAAAAAUUAUGAAUACUGUGGAAGAAAAACAUCACUUUUUCAAUUAGGCCCUUUUCAUCACGUGCGUACUUUACCAGGCCUCAUUCUAUGUGCCUGAGCGUUUAAAAGUCGCAAGCCAGGUGGACAAAACGAGGUAUUGAAAAGGCAAUUUACUUCCCGUACUAUCUUAUUUCCCGUGCCGCUGAAUAGGUGUGUGUGAAUAAGGAGGUUUCUUUUGUGGCGGCACAGGUGCGCGGUGGCUCUGCAGCAGGGGCAGGGCCGGUGCUUGAGACUAGCCAGUUGCCAUGGAAACAAUUAUGAUGUCACGAAUUCAGGGCAGUGACUUCACUGCAGUCUACUCUAUUCUCAGCUUUCCUCAGCUCUGGCACGGUGAUAAGCGUCUCUGUGUGAACCCGAGGCUUGUUUAUUCAGUAACAGCAACGCACGUGCUCCAGACUCAAGAAUGAACAAUCCGUCAGAAACCAGUAAACCAUCAAUGGAGAGUGGAGAUGGGAACACAGGCACACAAACAAAUGGCCUGGACUUUCAAAAGCAGCCUGUGCCUGUUGGAGGACCAAUCUCUACAGCCCAGGCCCAGGCCUUUCUUGGGCACCUUCAUCAGGUCCAGCUCGCUGGAACAAGUUUACAGGCUGCUGCUCAGUCCUUAAAUGUACAGUCUAAAUCUAAUGAAGAAUCUGGGGACUCUCAGCAGCCAAGCCAGCCUUCCCAGCAGCCUUCAGUGCAGGCGGCCAUACCCCAGACCCAGCUCAUGCUGGCCGGAGGACAGAUCACUGGGCUCACGUUGACGCCAGCCCAGCAACAGUUAUUGCUACAACAGGCGCAGGCACAGUUGCUGGCAGCUGCAGUGCAGCAUUCAGCCAGUCAGCAGCACAGCGCUGCUGGUGCCACCAUCUCGGCCUCUGCUGCAACGCCGAUGACGCAGAUCCCUCUAUCUCAGCCAAUACAGAUUGCACAGGAUUUGCAGCACUUGCAGCAGCUUCAGCAGCAGAAUCUCAACCUGCAACAGUUUGUGUUGGUGCAUCCAACAACCAACUUGCAGCCAGCACAGUUCAUCAUCUCACAAACACCGCAGGGGCAGCAGGGUCUCCUGCAAGCGCAGAAUCUCUUAACGCAACUACCUCAGCAAAGCCAAGCCAACCUCCUGCAGUCUCAGCCAAGCAUCACCCUUGCCUCGCAGCCAGCAACCCCAACACGCACAAUAGCAGCGACCCCCAUUCAGCCACUUCCACAGAGCCAGUCAACACCAAAGCGAAUCGACACUCCCAGCUUGGAGGAGCCCAGUGACCUUGAGGAGCUUGAGCAGUUUGCCAAGACUUUCAAACAAAGACGGAUCAAACUUGGAUUCACUCAGGGUGAUGUUGGGCUCGCUAUGGGCAAACUCUAUGGAAAUGACUUCAGCCAAACUACCAUCUCUCGCUUUGAAGCCUUGAACCUCAGCUUUAAGAACAUGUGCAAGUUAAAGCCGCUUUUGGAAAAGUGGCUCAAUGAUGCAGAAAACCUCUCAUCUGAUUCAACUCUCUCCAGCCCAAGUGCCCUGAAUUCUCCAGGGCAAGGAAUCGAAGGCGUGAACCGUAGGAGGAAGAAACGCACCAGCAUAGAGACCAACAUACGUGUGGCCUUAGAGAAGAGUUUCCUGGAGAACCAAAAGCCUACCUCGGAGGAGAUCACCAUGAUAGCUGACCAGCUAAACAUGGAGAAGGAGGUGAUCCGCGUUUGGUUCUGUAACCGGCGCCAGAAGGAGAAAAGGAUCAACCCACCCAGCAGUGGUGGAACCAGCAGCUCGCCCAUCAAAGCAAUUUUCCCUUGCCCAACCUCACUGGUGGCAACCACGCCAAGCCUUGUGACUAGCAGUGCAGCUACUACCCUGACUGUCAAUCCUGUGCUCCCUCUGACCAGUCCUGCUGUAACUAGUUUGUCAGUCACAGGCACAACAGAAACCACCUCCAACAACACAGCAACAGUGAUUUCAACGGCACCUCCAGCUUCUUCAGCAGUGACAUCACCCUCCCUGAGUCCCUCCCCUUCUGCCUCAGCCUCCAUUUCAGAGGCAUCCAGUGCCAGCGAGACCAGCACAACACAGACAACCUCCACUCCUUUGUCCUCCCCUCUUGGGACCAGCCAGGUGAUGGUAACAGCAUCAGGGUUGCAAACAGCAGCAGCAGCUGCAUUACAAGGAGCUGCACAGUUGCCUGCAAAUGCAAGUCUCGCUGCCAUGGCUGCUGCAGCAGGACUAAACCCAGGCUUGAUGGCAUCCUCACAGUUUGCAGCUGGAGGUGCCUUACUCAGUCUCAAUCCAGGGACAUUAGGUGGUGCUCUCAGCCCAGCCCUGAUGAGCAACAGUACACUGGCAACUAUUCAAGCUCUUGCAUCUAGUGGCUCUCUUCCAAUAACAUCACUGGAUGCAUCUGGAAACUUGGUGUUUGCCAAUGCUGGAGGUACUCCUAACAUCGUAACUGCCCCUCUGUUCCUGAACCCUCAGAACCUUUCUCUGCUCACCAGCAACCCGGUUAGCUUGGUCUCUGCAGCUGCAGCCUCCGCAGGGGCCUCUGGACCAGUCGCCAGCCUUCAUGCCACCUCCACCUCAGCCGAGUCCAUCCAGAACUCUCUCCUCACUGUGGCCUCUGCGAGCGGGGCCACGUCCACCACCACUACUGCCUCCAAGGCACAGUGAGCUGGGCUGAGCUGUGCUGCCAGCAGCCUUUUUCACUGUGCAGUGGGAUUGGCUGCCAGUGGGGUUUAUGAACUGAAAAAUGUGAUGGUCAUCCUCUCGCCGUGUUGCUGGGGACAAGGGAGAGAAGGAGAAAUAUUAAAAAACAAAAACAAAAACAAAACAAAAAAAAAAACACCACAAAAGCAAAACAGGAAGGAUUUAAAGCUGGGACAGACAUUUGCCUAAUUUUAUAAUAAACACUGUCUUUUCAGGAUCGCUUCAUGGAUCGGAGAACUUUCUAACCAAAAAUGUAAAAAAAACAAAAACAAAAAAAAACCAACAAAAAAAAA
Molecule: messenger RNA, 4105 nt
Organism: Numida meleagris (helmeted guineafowl)
Lineage: Eukaryota; Metazoa; Chordata; Aves; Galliformes; Numididae
Gene: POU2F1
Product: POU class 2 homeobox 1
Exons: 16
Coding region: 1548-3776 (742 amino acids)
Biological process (GO): regulation of transcription by RNA polymerase II
Cellular component (GO): nucleus
Molecular function (GO): RNA polymerase II cis-regulatory region sequence-specific DNA binding; DNA-binding transcription factor activity, RNA polymerase II-specific
Source: RefSeq, a predicted model, not a curated record